AUGAAAGUGAACGCUGACGGUGAAAGUAUGGAUGAAUUUUUUGUGAACUCGAUUCAACACAGUGCCACGCGCUCAAACCAGGCUAUCGGUAAAGCAACAGUAUCGUUGCGCAAUCGAAGGAAUCUUGCUACCUCGAGUCCUUCAGCCGAGUCUACUAUCCCAAGCGAUGCACCGUCAUCGAUGCCAUCCAUAGUGCCAUCGGAGAAUCCUAGUUCGCUUCCAUCUCGAGAUCCGAGUGUGAUGCCUUCGGCAAUGCCCUCUGUGGAACCUAGCCUACGACCGUCUGUGCGACCCUCACUACAACCAUCAAUGAACCCGUCUAAUAUACCUUCCCUUGUACCAUCUGAGGCACCAUCAACUUCACCCAGUUACGAACCGAGGACUGUGGUUCGUCCCUACAACCUUGCACACGAUAAAUGGGCACUGGCAGCUGUCAUUGGUGGAACAUUGGCGGUUGUGGUGUCGAUUGCCUGUUAUCUUUAUUGGUUCCGAUGCCGUCGCCAGGUUGGAAUUGUCCGACACAGGCCCGAUGCCCUGACUACCAAAGAUGCACAGAAACGACAGGAUCGAAGCAGUAUUGUACCUCCCCGUAGCGUUGAUUCAAAUCGGCAAUCUCUUGCUGAUACCUCGAGUGGAGAUCCGAUUCUUCUUCGUUUGCCAACUCGAUCUGGAGAAAAAAGACAGCAUGGACGUCCUGUUGGUCAAAUUGAUAGUAUUGAUGAGAACAGCCUGUAUACUUCCACUUACUCGACGAGAAAGGAACCUUCUGUUUCGCUUCAUUCAAGACAAUCGCAUAUUUCUCAACCCGGCAGUGAUUCACUGACACUUGAAGUUGCUGCGCUCUUUCCAUCAUCAAAUCAUUCAAGAAGCGAGUCUCGUCACAGUUCUGUCACAUCGGCAUCGCGCUCGAGCAAACCACACUUGAAGGAGCUAAGAGGAAUCGGACCCCUCAGUCUUGACAGUCCACAGAAGUACUCCUCUAUUGCUCAGGCGAAACGACUACCAACAGCACAACAUCGAAACCAGCGAAAGGGAAGAGUGGCUUUUGGUCAAGAUACUGCAUUCACUGCUGAAGGCUCCAUGUCAUCACGUAGGUCAUAUGCUUCAAGGUCCCAACGUUCGUAUUCAUCUCACAGCGCAACAGCAAGAUCGCACAAGCGACCAGAACGCCUUCUUGACAGUGUCCAUCGUCGCCAAGAUUCACUGGGCAACUAUUCUAAAUCUUCUCACAACAGUUCGAGUCGGUUUGGACGAGAGAACAGUUCCAUCCACAAGAGCGUCGAUGGAACUGAAUCGAGCCUCGUGGUGUCCCACAUUUCAGACAAGGAUUUUCUAGCAGAUAUGCAAAGCCUCGAUAGCAAUGAAUCACCGUCUUCCGCCUCUGGCCGAUCUUUUUCGUCAAGGUCUUCAAGACGAAAAGGUGGACCUCUUGCUGACUUUUUGGAAUCUAUGAUGAAGUCAAGCUCCCACUAUCGAAGAACAAUUCCUCAAGUGACACCAGAAGAGGGAGAAUUUUUGCCCGACAACGAUGGGGCAUCUAGCAAGAAAAUAAUUCGAUGCACCUCUCUUCCCCCUUCUAAGCGUUCCACUUCUCGUACAGGAAGAGGGGGCAACGAAGAUGCUUUCAGCGAAUCUUCUAGUGAUAUGACAGAAAAUGAAAGAUACCACGACCAGAGAAGUCCAAGAAAGGUAUUCACUCAUGAGAACAUCCAAGAAAAAGGUCCUGUUGUACGCAAAGUCACUCCACCGAGCUCUGCAUCUAGUGACUCCAGUUACAGAGAUUUGGGCCUGUUGCAAGUCGCAGACUUUGACUAUUCGAACAAUGGGCAGAAAUGGGAGAAGGCUGAAAGUGUGGUUGACUUUUCAGGAGACAAUGCGUCUCAAUCAUCCCACUCUUCUGAAAAGUCGCCUGGUAAUGACUGGCUCUUUGACGCUGUGGAACAGGCUUUGGGUCCGAGAUCAAUGAGUGCCGACAUGGAAUCGCUUGGAGGCAAAUCAUCCUCCGCUCGAUCCCGUAGUCGUGAAAGAUCUCGUUGCCGAAGCUCUUCUCUAGAUGCACGCUCUAGAACCCCUAGAGCUUUGGAGCAGGAAAAGGAGAGAUUGGAGAUUCAGUUGGCGUCAUUGGAGGGCGAGCAAAUGUCUGUGACGUCCUUUGUGGCAUCCAGUGCUGCUAUGAGCUUCUCGACGAUGGGUUCUAGAAGUCUUCAGCCGAAGGUUAGUAGCAAGAAGCGAAUUGUUGUGGUCGUGCCACCUGGAAGGCUAGGUGUAGUUCUAGCGAACCGUAAUAGUGGCAAGGGAACGAUCGUCGCCGAGGUCCGAAAAUCCAGUGUGCUCUACGGAAUGAUCUCGCAAGGAGAUCGAAUGGUGGCUAUUGAUGGAGAAGAUGUCACUGCAAUGACAAUGGGUGAGAUCACGGCCAUUAUGAUGGAGAAGUCAGACCAUGACCGACGACUGACGCUGUUGACUUCGGUCGACAAAACAAGCAAGCAGUACAGGCAGCCAUAG
This is a messenger RNA of Cylindrotheca closterium, 2505 nucleotides long. NCBI's taxonomy places the organism in Eukaryota, Bacillariophyta, Bacillariophyceae, Bacillariales, Bacillariaceae. The record is from the annotation of a GenBank genome assembly.